AUGGAUAAUAAAGGCAUUCGUACAGUGGCACUGAUUGUGGCUAGCUUCCUUGCUGUUUCAGCAGAAGUCAUUCAGUUUAAAGAUUGUCUCCCUUCUGAAGGAGUUACUGGUCACGCCACGUCAGUUGAAUUGAGCCCGUGUACUUCCCAGCCCUGCAACUUCAAACACGGACAGACCGUCAAUGUGAAAAUCACCUUUACCGCAAACAAUGACACUCCCACGCUGAAGUCAACUGUCUACGGCAUCGUGUUUAAUGUACCUGUAGAGUUCCCCCUGCCCAAUGCAGAUGCCUGCAGCAACAGCGGCCUCACCUGCCCCAUCCAGAAAGGUCAAACAUACACAUACAGUUCAUCAUUUGAUGUCAAAGACUCAUAUCCUCAGAUUGAAUUGGUUGUCAUGUGGAAACUGCAGGGAGCAAGUUCCAACGAAGUGUGUUUCACGUUUCCCGAUGUCCAUCAAUGA
This is a messenger RNA of Candidula unifasciata, 462 nucleotides long. Lineage: Eukaryota; Metazoa; Mollusca; Gastropoda; Stylommatophora; Geomitridae. The record is from the annotation of a GenBank genome assembly.